This is a messenger RNA of Fonsecaea multimorphosa CBS 102226, 1281 nucleotides long. RefSeq lists its product as uncharacterized. Gene Ontology annotation, molecular function: metal ion binding; alcohol dehydrogenase (NAD+) activity. NCBI's taxonomy places the organism in Eukaryota, Fungi, Ascomycota, Eurotiomycetes, Chaetothyriales, Herpotrichiellaceae. Gene Ontology annotation, cellular component: mitochondrion. Bases 1 to 1281 code for a protein of 426 amino acids. The record is from RefSeq and is a predicted model, not a curated record. The transcript has 3 exons.
AUGUCAACCGAGGUCUACAAACCUGCAUUUACAGAUCCUCCUGGUACGAAUCUCGCAGGCAUUCCUGUCUCCAACCUCAAACUGUCUUCGCCCUAUGUCUCCUAUGGCCUACCAUACCAUGCGGCAUGUGCGAAACACGUGCGCGAGACUUUUAAUGCCUCGAGAGUGUACAUCAUAGCUUCUGGGACACUGUCGCGUGAAACCGACAGCCUGGACAGGUUGAUUGAAGCGAUCGGUAAGGACAACGUCGUCGGCGUCAAGAAGGGUAUGACACAGCAUACGCCGUGGUCGGAGAUCUUGCAAAUCACGGCCGAGGCAAGAGAAUCCAACGCCGACUGUCUUGUGACGAUGGGCGCCGGGAGCAUCACCGACGGAGCCAAAAUGGUUACCUUUGCAUUAGCAAACAAUAUCAAGACAGCAAAAGAACUCGCCAGAUACUCUGCCGAGAGCACCGAUGUACCCUCCACGAUACACGAGCCAAAAGUGCCACUGAUCACAAUUCCUACGAGCUUGUCGGGUGGCGAGUAUUUCAGCCUAGGCGGCGGUACGGAUGACUCUACGAAGCGCAAGAUACCCUUUCUGCAUUCCGGUAUGGGCGUGAACUUGAUUAUCCUCGACCCGGAGCUAUGCAUGACCACUCCGCCGUACCACUGGCUCAGCACCGGCGUCAGGAGUCUCGAUCACUGUGUUGAGGCCAUCUGCUCUCUCCAGGGCACAGAGACCUCUGAUCGAAAAGCGGGGGAGGGUCUAAGGCUGCUAGUUCCGAGUCUGCUCAGAUGCAAACAAGACCCCAGGGACCGCGAGGCGCGGCACAAAUGCCAGAUGGCGGUUAUGCUUGCCAUGGACAAUAUUCGUGCCGGGAUACCCAUGGGUGGAAGCCACGCGAUCGGCCACCAACUGGGACCCCUGGGUGUGGAGCACGGUGUCACCAGCUGCAUCUUGUGCCCAGCCGUCAUGAAGUACAAUAUCAAGCAUGCAGACGAGAACUCGGAAAUCAUCAACCGGCAAGCCAAGGUCAGGAGCAUUCUCUGGUCCGAGCCGGUUGUCGCGGAACUAUUGGCAAGUCAGGGUCUUCACCAGGACCCUGCGGAUCUCGGCGACAUCCUGGACGUCAUCAUCCGUGCUUUGGACCUUCCUAGAACGUUGUCAGAGCUGGGGAUUGAGAGGGAAGUGUUUCCGCGUCUCUCGCAGGCCGCGUUGGCGGACUUCUGGUCCCCGACAAAUCCGGUCCCGCUGCUCAAGGCCGAGCAGGUCCAGGAGAUCCUAGAGGCUGUGGUUUGA